Menidia menidia (Atlantic silverside) is the source of this 4266-nucleotide messenger RNA. The record is from the annotation of a GenBank genome assembly. NCBI's taxonomy places the organism in Eukaryota, Metazoa, Chordata, Actinopteri, Atheriniformes, Atherinopsidae.
UAAAACUUCCACCAAAGUAAGUGAUGGCGGCUGCCGUGUCUGUUAGCACAGCUGGCAGUGAUGAGAGCACAGACACUGGGCCCUGUUUUGUUUCUCGUCCUCUUAAUGGAAACUACGACCUCGCUGCGAAUCAAGAAAAUUGGAUAGCCGGAGAUCGCCGGUAUUACGAACUCGCACCCAACGAGGAGGACGCCACAUCGGAACGCGAGUGUCAGCGAAGGGUCGAUGAGGACUUGACAUCACUGAGUCCUGAAGAAAUUGAGAGCCGCUUGGAGAGAACUCGUCGGGAGUUUUACAACCGUAGGAAAAUAAUUAUAAAAAAUCUACCAUCCGACGUUAGUAAUCAGGAGGUCCAUGAGCUGUUGGGAGGUUAUGACUUGAAGUACUGCUUUGUUGACAAAUACAAGGGCACAGCAUUUGUGACACUCCUCAAUGGCGAGCAGGCCCAGUGUGCCAUCAAAGAGUUCCACCAGCUCGCCCUGCGGGACCGGGAGAUCUCUGUCAAGCUGCAGCCGACCGACGCGCUGCUCUGCGUCGCCAACCUGCCCCGAGCCUUCACCCAGCAGCAGUUUGAGGAGCUGGUGCGGCCCUUUGGCAACUUGGAGCGCUGCUUCCUGGUUUACAGUGCCUCCACCGGGCACUCCAAAGGCUAUGGCUUUGUGGAGUACAUGAAAAAGGACUCCGCGGCCAGGGCCAAGUCGGAGCUCUUAGGGAAGCAGCUGGGCUCCCGCAUGCUGUACGUCCACUGGACUGAGGUGGGCUCGCUCACAUACCCGCAGCUGCACUCCAAAUGCCUGUGCAUUGACCGCCUGCCCCCGAGCCUGCUGACUGCCCAAGACCUCCACAAUGCCCUGGCUGACACUCACACGCCUGUGUUCUGCCAGUUGGCUCAGGGACAAGAUGGCAGUUUUCGCCGCUUCGCCGUGUUGGAGUUUGCCACUGCAGAGAUGGCUGAGGAGGCCCAACGGCUCACAGAUGGCAGGCAGCUGGGUGGGACCAACAUAAGGGUGUCCUUCUGUGCCCCGGGCCCACCUGGAAGAAGCAUGCUGGCCGCCCUGAUUGCAGCACAAACCAUGGCUGUAAACCGGGGUAAAGGGCUCCUGCCUGAUCCCACAGCCAUGCAGAUCCUCACGGGUCUCAAUAACCCCGCCACCCUGAAAAUGCUGCUCAACCCUCUGUCACAGGGACACAAACAAGGCCUCCUGGGGGCAGCCCCCGCCAUGCCAUUGCUGGGCAACCCCGCUCUCUCUGCCGCCCUGCUCCAGCUGCUGCUUCAGAACCAGGCCAAGGUCCAGCAGGCCGGACUCAUUGGAGAGAAUCCUCUGGCCGCUCUGCCCGUCCAGCAGGGAGUCCAUCUGCUCGGAGACCUCCCCCAAGGUGGGCUGGGUCUGCAGACGGAUCCUCGGCCUUCGUUAAAGCAGAUGCCAAUUGGCAGAGCCUUGGGAAGGGAGCAGGAUUCCCCCACAUCAGUGUGCAGCUUCCCCCAGACUUCCUCUCCCACCCUGCAGGGCAUGUCCAUGCCCCUGAUGGGCAGUGGGAUGGGGACAGAUGGCCUCACAGCACAAGGGGUAUCCUUACUGGGUGAUCCUCCAAAGGAUGUGAACCAUCCACGAAGUGGCUUCCUUAGUGUUAACAAUGGCUUCCCCUCAGGAGCGAGCUGCAGGCCUCACCCCUAUAAGAAAAGGCCGACGCCGAAUAACAUUUCCAGUCAGCAUUCGCAUCAUAGCGUACAGCCCAAUUAUAACCUGCGUUACCAGGACUCCUACAGCCCGGAAUAUCCGCCUCUGCACCAGGAUCCCCUGGGCCGCUUGUACGAGCAGCAGGAGAACCUUGAUGCUGGGGCUUUUGCAGGAUAUGGUCAGCAGUUUUCUCAUCCUCUGGACUACGGCGAGAGGUUUGCCCACUGCUCGUACCCCCCCAGCCCGCCGUUGUCCUCCUAUUUCAGCUCAGGGCCAGAGGCCUCCUGCUACGGCAGCCUCCCCAACAGCCACCUCAACAGGGCUGUUGGAAUGCCUCCUGUGAGCCACAGCACCAGCUUUCCUCCUGGCCUGGGAAAUGUUAUGAAGACGCCCAUCGGGGGCCACAAGCGCGUGCUUUCCCGGUUGAUCCCGUCUCCGGAGCCCAGCCCUGAGGGUGGCUACGUGGGCCAGCACUCCCAGGGCCUGGGAGGCCACUACGCCGACUCCUACCUGAAGCGUAAGCGUAUAUUCUGAACCCCGGCUAGACGCCUCUCUCCAUAAGGGUAGCCAUUCAACAGCCAGGACGCAGUGGAGUCUCCCCCAAAGGGCUCUAAGCCCGGCGGCGGGGCAGGGGGGGGGCCUCGGAUUAGAACCCCCGGGUCACUAGUAAAGCCUGCUGCUGUCUGUUGUCACUGCAAGGGAAUUCUGUGUGUAUAUUGUGUUUUUUUUUUUUUCUUUUCUUUUUUGUGUGUAUUUUGUUUACUGUGCUUUGUAAAUUAAGUUUUUACUUUUUUUAAAAAUUCCCUGUUAAACUUGUACAGUGUGGAAAAAAGAUGAAGUAGCUAAUAAGUCUUUCCUUUUUAUGCUUUUUUUCCUUUUUUUCUUUUUUUUUCCUUCGCCUAUCCCUGUUUUGAGUGUGGUGUCGACGGAUCUCCGGAUGGUUUGGCCAGUCAGUGGCAGCCACAUGCUGCUUUUUUAUUAUGGUUGACAUUUCCUAACUUAAUGUAAAAAGUUCAGUUGAUUGUUUUUGCGAUGGUGUUUUUGUUUCCUCCUUCUUACCACGGGGUUGUAUAUUUUGCUGUUAGACCAUUUCUGGGUUCAGUUUAUUUCCCGUUGCUUUUCCAUCCAUGACGAUAGGUGUAUAUACCUAAACAGUGUAUGAUAAGGCAAAGCUUUUUUUUUUUUUUUUAUUGAAAUCAUUCUGGGAAGUUUUCUGGAGCAUUAACUUUUUUUUUUACAUGUUGUAUUAUGAUGCACACCCACCAACCUGAACAUUUUUUAAUUUAUUUAUUUUAAUUUCUUGAUGGAUGCUGUUCCACUGCACCGGUUGUAUGAUGACACACUUGGAAGAUUCAGUUCACAAUCCAUGUCUGUUGACGCCUGUAAAAGAUGCCAUUUCAAGAGUCCUCUCACUCAAAAACUUUUUUUCUGGUUACCGUUUUGUUAAAUUGUUUGUUUUCUUUUUUUCCCCCCCUCCUCCUUUUGUUGCCGGUUGUGGUUAAAGCCAGACGCCAGGCCUUGUUGGCAGAGCCGGGCGAUUGGCUCGGCGCUCUCGCUCUGUGACAGCUGCCACCUCUCAGUAAAGACGCUCACGUUUUUGGGCCUGAAUUAGCUCCUCCACAUGUGUUCAUGUGGCUCUAAUGAUGAGCAGAGCCCAGGUUUGAAUCAUCUCCAGUAAUGAGGGGCGCCGGCCGGGCCUGUCUGGGGACACGCUGAUGGAAGCUGGUGGCGGGCGAUUGAUCAGACACGGCUGUCCAUGUCUUCCCCCCAUUUUUUUUAUUUUUCUUUUAAUAAGUGGUUGACAGUUUGAUUGUGAAAACUCAUUACCUCUGACUUCUGCUACAGAAAGCAGCUACACUUGAGCCUUAAGGAUGUUUUGUGGUAUCAUCCUGCCCUGUUUUGGCUUCCAUCUGCAUUUAUCAUUUCAGUGUUAUUUGCUGUGUAAAUAGUUGAAGAUUGAUACCCCCCCUUUUUUUUUUUUGAAGUCCAAAACUUUUUGUUUUCUUGACCUAUCUGCCCCACGGUUGUGUGUUUUGAAGGAUAAAUGCUGCUCAUUGUUCUCGUUUCUUCCUGUAUGUCUGACAGCUGAUGUUUCAGAGUGACACCACAGCAGACUGCUCAUGUUGUGUAUGGACCGCCAGAUGCAGCCGGUCACUACGCUCGGCAUUCACUGACUACUGUCCUCUCAUCUGUACCACCAUGAUUGUCUCUGUAUGCGUGUGUGUGAUGUGCGCAAGUAAAUGUUAUUUAAAUUCUUUUUUUUUUUUUUCUUCUUUAUUGUGAAUUUGCUCAAACGAGCUACAGACUUAUUUUAGACCACGCCUUCACUUAUAGCUGUUUGAAUAGACACUUAUCAGGGUUUAAUGUGGGUGUAACCCUGUUUGACCUAAAUGUCGAUCAUAUUUAGCUUAAUUUAUGUUUUGGUAGAAGAGAAGGAUUCCAGUGCUAUGAAAAAACAAACAAACCCAGAUGUAGGGAAUUAAAGGGACACUAAGCAACUCCUACAUUUGAAGUGUAUUAUAAGCGUAAAGGGGCUAUUAAUGUUUUUAUGAGGUACGCAGCUUUAAACUAUGAAUUAUCUAAACGG